GCAGGCUAUGUGCUAGAUCAUUAAAUUCACUCACUCUGCUCUCCGCAGUUCGCCGUAGAGAUGGCUCGGCUCCACCGCUUGUCUGCCGUCGCCCCGACCAUCUCCGUCCUCCUCCUGCUGGCUGCUCUCGCCUCCGCCGCUGCGGCCGCGGACGCUCCGGUGAAGAAGGUUGGGAUAACGUUCUUCCGGCCGAACACGGAGGAGGCGCGGUGGCUGGACCGCCACACGGGGACGCACACGAACCAGCAGCUCGGUACUGGCCCGAUCAGGAUGCGGCGAGCCACCGCUGAGGAGGCGAAGUGGCUGGACCGCAUGAGCGGCAACGCCGGGAGGGCAGGAGAUCAGUCCGGCGGCGGCGGCGGUAACGGCGGCGACAACUACAUCGAGUUCGACGACGACAAUCCCUAUAUUGAGGCCCUACGUGCCUGGGCCUCCCGGCAGGCAGAGCGGAUCACUGUGGAGGAUGAUCAGGAGGAGGUACAUCGUCACUGCAAUUUUCCACGCAACUCACUCUGCUUUGUUCAUUCAUUCUUGAUGGUUAUUUCAUUCGGAAUGUCUUGUCAGAAUCCCUUCCAGGAUAGGAAAUGUGAGGCCCUGUUUGGAACUAAAUUUUUUUCAGAAGUCCCUAUCACAUCAAAACGAAUCUUACUAUUUUAUAGUAUUAAAUAAAAUCU
Molecule: messenger RNA, 674 nt
Organism: Panicum virgatum (switchgrass)
Lineage: Eukaryota; Viridiplantae; Streptophyta; Magnoliopsida; Poales; Poaceae
Exons: 2
Coding region: 61-669 (202 amino acids)
Source: RefSeq, a predicted model, not a curated record